AUGGGAGGAAAGGUGGAUUUCUUUGUCAACAAAACAAAGGGACCUAAAACAUUCAGAUUGUCUGGGCAAAAUUAUCACCAGAUUGGAAGCUUAUUGCCUCCGGAGGGAUCUUCUCCAAAAUUUGCACAAUUGUAUAUCUAUGAAACAGAAAAUGAGGUGGAAAAUAGAAUUCAUGCUAUCAGACAUAAAUUGUUAGUUGAAUUCAAUAUUUUUCUUUACAACCGUGGUGAAAUGAACAAUCAACUUCAUGCUGAAAUUGUGAAUGAGUUGAAGCAAAUGCUUGAUGACAACAAUGUUCUUGCAAAGUCAUUUAGAAUGGUAAGAGAUCAAUUUCAAACAGAUGAGACCUCAAAUGUUAGACUUAGACUGAUUGGGAAAAGAGGAUCUGAUGGAAGAAGAUACAAUUUACCAACAGUUUCAGAGGUAGCUGCUUUGAUUGUUGGAGAUUUUGAACAAACAAGGUCUGACAGAGAUAUCAUAGUUGAAAGCCAAUCUGGACAACUACAAAGGAUAAAUGAAUUAAAUGCAGCAUACUUAGGUUUGCAAUAUCCAUUGCUAUUUCCAUAUGGUGAAGAUGGAUACCGAGAAGAUAUUCCUUUAAACGAUAUUGAUGAUUCAACCGGUGGAAGGAAAUGUGUUAGCACGCGUGAGUACUUAUCAUAUAAAAUUCAAGAAAGGAAGGAUGAAGAUCCAACAAUUGUGUCAGCUAGAAGAUUAUUUCAGCAAUUCUUGGUAGAUGGUUAUACAAUGAUGGAAUCUUCUCGAUUGAGGUUCAUUAGGCUUCAUCAAAAACAAUUGAGAGCACACUUUUAUAAAGGGUUACAAGAUGCUAUUUUACAUGGGGACAUAGAACCUUCUUCUCAAGGACAAAGAGUUAUACUCUCUUCCAGCUUUACGGGAGGUGCACGUUACAUGUUGCAAAAUUAUCAAGAUGCCAUGGCAAUUUGCAAAUGGGCGGGGUACCCUGAUCUGUUCAUAACUUUUACUUGCAACCCAAAAUGGCCAGAGAUUACUAGAUUUGUGGAGAGUAGGGGAUUAUCUCCAGAAGAUCGUCCCGACAUUUUAACAAGGGUUUUCAAAAUCAAGCUGGAUCGCAUGAUAUAG
Nicotiana tabacum (common tobacco) is the source of this 1104-nucleotide messenger RNA. RefSeq lists its product as uncharacterized. Lineage: Eukaryota; Viridiplantae; Streptophyta; Magnoliopsida; Solanales; Solanaceae. The record is from RefSeq and is a predicted model, not a curated record.